ACAAAGUCGUACUAGUAUUUAUUUCCGGUAUUAAUUUUCUUGACUCGUUGUCUAAACAGGAAUUAAAAAAAAUCUUGACUCCGCAAUCACCUGUAUAUAUAACUAGACCAGUAUUAACACAGCAGCAGCGUCUUGCGAAGUCUAAUCAGAGAGAGCGAGAGAGAGAGAGAUGUCGUGGCAAACGUAUGUAGACGAUCAUCUGAUGUGCGAGGUGGAUGGCAAUCCCGGCCAACAACUCUCCGCCGCCGCCAUCAUCGGCCACGACGGCAGCGUUUGGGCUCAAAGCUCCACUUUUCCCAAGUUUAAACCUGAAGAGAUUACUGGUAUAAUGAAAGACUUUGAUGAGCCUGGCCAUCUUGCUCCUACUGGACUGUACCUUGGUGGAACAAAGUACAUGGUGAUACAAGGCGAGCCAAAUGCUGUUAUUCGCGGCAAAAAGGGCUCUGGAGGUGUGACCAUUAAGAAAACUGGCCAAGCUCUGGUGUUUGGAGUCUAUGAUGAACCUGUAACUCCAGGACAAUGCAACCUGAUUGUUGAGAGGCUUGGAGAUUAUCUCAUUGAGCAGGGCCUCUAAGCUUUCUUCUCAAGUCAAUUUAUUACUUUCUAUAUCUUUGAUUUGUUGGGUAUGUGGUUUGUGCUUCUAGUAUCUAUGGGCUGAACUAGCAGUGUAGUGUUGGCUGAAAACUAACAACAGGACUUGUUCCUGUUGUUGGGUUUGGGCACUUAAGUAUUGGUGUUCUUAUCUAUCUUCUGCUACUCCCUCUCAUCUGUAUACUUUAUAGCGUCAUAUAAUUGCUCAUGGCACUUCUGCUAAGACUUUGGAUUUGUGAUAUUUUGACUAUUAUUUGAUUGAUAUGUUGGCAUGA
Messenger RNA from Daucus carota subsp. sativus, 866 nucleotides. Its product is annotated as profilin. Gene Ontology annotation, molecular function: actin monomer binding. Lineage: Eukaryota; Viridiplantae; Streptophyta; Magnoliopsida; Apiales; Apiaceae. Gene Ontology annotation, cellular component: cell cortex. The coding region runs from base 170 to 574 and encodes 134 amino acids. The record is from RefSeq and is a predicted model, not a curated record. The transcript has 3 exons.